Messenger RNA from Lineus longissimus, 2233 nucleotides. RefSeq names its product myeloid leukemia factor 2-like. The coding region runs from base 108 to 866 and encodes 252 amino acids. The transcript has 5 exons. Lineage: Eukaryota; Metazoa; Nemertea; Pilidiophora; Heteronemertea; Lineidae. Gene Ontology annotation, biological process: regulation of DNA-templated transcription. Gene Ontology annotation, cellular component: nucleus; cytoplasm. The record is from RefSeq and is a predicted model, not a curated record.
GCCUAGAACUUGGUAUUUGUGUCAACAAGUACAUAAACAAACGCAGAUUUCUCCGUAAUUUAGAAUAAUAUUGUUUUGGUGUUGAGACCAAGAGACUAUCAGACAUCAUGUUUGGCAACUCGCUUUUCAGGCAGUUCGAUAAUGAUCCAUUUUUCUCGGACUUCCAUGCACGUCACAAUGAACACAUGCGGCGCAUGGAUCAAACGAUGGGUGGAAUGUUCAAUCCCUUUUUUGGUGGGGGCACACAGCAACAAAGUAUCCAGGACAGAAGAUCCGACAUAAAUCGCAAUGCUGUUCAACGAUCUGGCUCAAAUCAGAUGAUGCCUUUUGGUGGCGAUAUGUUUGGUGGAUUCCCAAGCAUGUUCGGUGGGCAACACGACAUGAUGCAAAGGAUGAGUCAAAUGCAAGAGCAAAUGCACAACAAUCCAAACUGUCAUUCCUACUCCUCCUCAACCGUGAUGUCUUAUUCAAAUACCGGGAAUGGAGAGCCAAAAAUGUACCAGGCUUCGUCAUCCACUAGAACAGCUCCAGGCGGGGUGAAAGAAACCCGCAAGGCAGUUCGUGACUCCGAAUCUGGUAUUGACAAGAUGGCGGUAGGUCACCAUAUCCACGAACGUGGCCACAGGAUUGAGAAGUCACGCAACCGAAGGACAGGAGAUCAGGAUGAACAACAGGAUUUCCUCAAUAUAGGAGAAGAUGAAGUCGAUACAUUUAAUCAGGAAUGGAGAGAAAAAACAUCACACUUUAACUCUGAGCAAGCAGCUAUUCGUGAUAGGUCGAGGCGACCACAUCAUGACAGACGACCCAUCGCCGACUCGCGCCACCGAUCACAGCCAGGCUACAGAGACCGUGGGAACAGGGAAUAAAUGCAGCAAUGACAGCGAUUUUAUGCCUUUUUAAAAGACAUUUGAUGGACUGAAUCCACCCUAACUUAUAAACCAUUACCAUUUGGAUUAUGCUAUAUCGUUUUUAUCGGGAGACCUAGGGCCCAAUUAUAUUGGUUCAUCCUCUGUAUCUGCUGCUUGUUUACUGUUGUCUAGUUUAAAUAUCUGUUUAAUUCUUGGUCUAGAAAUACUUGUGGAUGGCUUUGGAACAUUGGUUUCCAGGUUACAAUAAUUUCCUAAAUCAGCUGUUGGGCCUUGGGAACAGAUAUCUGACCAUCACUCUCUUGUUUAUUUUGCCUCUCAAUGUAUGAAUGUCUCCUCUACACCUUAAAAGAGGACGAUAGGCAGGAGCUAGGGGGUUAAAAUGGUGGUCUUCAUGUGGCCGGAUGUACAGUUGGGGGACUUGGAUGUGUCUCAUUUUGUGAUAAAUGUAUUCCUGCUGCUGGCAUGAAAAGCUUUGACAUACUGUGAGAUAGAAAAGACCCCUGUUGGUGAUUUUGUGUAAGGAAAUCUUGUUUACCUAGCUUCUGCCUAAAGACUCCUUUAAUAUUGCAAAAGCAUAUGGUUAACAUGGAGUUAGUUAUCGGUUUCACUAGAGUCUGUUGCCACCAAACCUGCCAAAUAUUGAGAUAUCUAAAUCUAAUGUGAGUCAACUUCAAACACCAAGAGCUGAAAUGCCGAUCCUUUUGAGAUUUUUAAGGGCAGGCCAUUGCUGUUUUUAGUUUCAUUCUAAUAUGUGUAGCAGAAAAUCUAGGAGAAAUUAGCUGUUAGUUACUGCUAUCAGAAAUCAUUGCAGCACUGUACUGUAUAUUAUCAUGAUGAAGCCACUACUGGCACUAGUUGCCAUCAACAGUUUUGCUGGUCUCCCAUUCCAUCAUAAUUUUGUUUGUCAUUCUAGUUGCCAUCAAAAUCCUACACAUGUAGUUGCCAUCACAGCUUUGUUGGUCAUUCUAGUUGCUCUCAAAGUUUCAUGUUAACCAUUCUCCACAUGUAGUUACGAUCACACUGUUGAUUUCACCUGCCUAAUCUGUACAGUGGUCAUCCUAAUUGCCUAUUCAGUAUGUCUUAAAUGAACCCUGAACUUUCGCUUAUGACUACACACUGAGGUAAGAUUUAGCUAUGCUAUUUAAAUUUUUCAUCUGUAGCUUAGCCAGUAAUUCUGAAUGAGCUGGGACUAAGUUGUUGUAAACUAUUAUCAAAAUUAUUACCAGUACAUGUAUGUAUCUCAUUGUCAUCUUCCUGUGCUUUUGUCCCUAGUGAGUAUCAGGUGAUUUGUAUCAUGUACCGGUACAAUGUAACUUUAUUUUUGUUGUUUUUUAUACAAUAUACAUUUCACAUGGCACAUAGAA